AUGCAGUCGAAGAGGGAUAGCAGUUCUGAAUUUCUUGAGACCUUAUACCAGUCGACUGAGAGAGGGAAAACUGUCUCACAAACCUAUCUUGCUGCACAAGUGGAGAAGGAAAUUAAUCGAACGUUGGAUCCUGUGCAGCUAUACGAGUUUCAAAAGCCGGAAAACUUCCGUUAUAACUUGCGUCACGGAGGUGUUCCUGUUGCUAACAAAGUUUGUGAUGCUAGUAGCCUUAGCCGUGAGAGAGGGUUGAAUGGUCCUGGUGCAAAUGGUGACCACAUGGAACCUGAAUCUGUGUCGGGGGUCCGGCCCUUUUGGCGUACCCAUCUAGACGAGCAGGACAGUGAGAUUCUUCGUAUGAUACAAAGGGCAAUGCGGCCACCUAACAAGAGCUCAGUCCCCCCGGUAGCUCCGGACGAUGCAGCCGUCAUCCGCAAACUUAAAACAGCUGAAGAUUGUAUAACUUUUUUUGCAGCCAAUGGAUCGAGCAGCCAUUUGAAAUAUGUAUACUUAUGUCGUGCUCCUCAUGUACUCGAAUUCAGACCUUAUGAUUUAUGUGUUAGCCCUAUGAAGCGUGGAUUGGAGCAGAAGGAGCACUACAUAAUGAGUGCAACAGGGGUUGUCCAUGUCCGACCAGGACACCCUUCGGAGGUUGUUAGUUUAGCUGAGUGGAUGCGGGAGUCAUCGCUUUUUGAUGUCCUUCGAAAAGUACACUUCUUCAAGACAUACCUCGUCUACAAAGCCUUUUUCCGGUGGUACAAAAAUGUACGUGCUAAGGACUUUCUCAACAAGAGGCGGCUGCUUUCAAGGAACUUACUCAUAUCUAAAUCCACUUUCAGUACCCCUAUUCUGGAAGUUCUUAACGCUUCCUACGACCUUACAACACAUCCAUUGGUGCUGUACGAGGCGCAGGGAAAGCACGAUUAUACUAUCGAGGACUUUCGGACGCAGCAGGCGAAGCAGCGCCAAAAAACUUCGGCUGCAUUCGUUGCGUGUAUGGAGAAGAUUGAGACUGGUGUCAUGAAACUGAUUGAAGUUAUGAAGAGCAAGGCAGACGUUCCCGACAUAAACACAAAAGAGGCGUUAGAGCAGUACCUACUCGCUAACGCCAUUGUUACAGGGUCGGGGAGUUUUCGCUCACAACGUAAGAUGAAGUCGAUGCACGAUGCCAGGGGAGAACAGUUACAAAGAAUGCGUGAGCUGAAACGCAGUAUAGUAGAGUACUCACAAAUUGACCAAUUAAUUCGUAUGGUGGACUGUGUUACAUCGGAAACUGUGUUUCGUGUAAUCCUUUCGGCGAUCAAAACACUGUAUAACACAUUGCAUAUCCAGAGCAGUCAAGAACUGCGUUCAGUUGGUUUUCAGGUUUUGUUACAGCCAACGGAGGAUCAGAUGUUAUUUAAUCCACCUGAGAGGGCUAUACGUACUCUUUGCACGGAGCUUAUCACCGAAUGCAUCGAGGUUACUGGUUCGGUUACACGGUUGUGUUCCCAGAAGCGGCUGAAGGGUCACUUCACCAAGGCACCUGCUCUUUGGGUGCUAGGAGGUGAACUCGAGUCUGACGCACGCACGCUCUAUCUUCAGUCUAGUAUUCUUCAGUUGGUUGGCGACGAUUACGCCCAGGCUAACACCAAGAUGCAGGCGUAUGCCGUUACACUCCCUCACAUUCAUUUCUUGGAGAGGGAAUGGAGCGAUAUAUUGGCGCAAUGGGAAGAGGAGACGGGCGAAAGACCGUUAACGUGCUCUACCCUGUUCAAGUUGUACGACAAAAUCCAGGAUGCACAAGAUACGUUACGCGUUCUGAUGGCGUCAUUUGUAGGGAAUAUGUUAUGGAUUAACGCAGCAAAGCUCAAGACAGAAAUUGAGCCUCGUAUGCGGAUUGUCCGUGAUGGAAUUGAUUCAACACUUCGGGAAAUUACGAGGACGGCCAUUUCUUCACUGCACUCGUAUUUCAAGCAGAAGAUCCAGGUGCUAAAUGAACGCCCGGGUCAACUGAGCCAGUUUGCAGAGUAUGUGGCGCAUUACAAGGAGGUCGUGAGCGAGACUACUGAAACCGAAGCUGCUGUUGCUCAGGCGGACGCUUUGUGCGAUUUGAUGGACCGACAACAAGUGGAGUUUUUGGAUGACGAAGACAAGCAACUUAGAGAGAGAACUCUAGGUAGUGUCAGUACGGCAAUGUCCCUUCAGAUUCUCUUCGAUGAAGCGCGACUCCAUGCCGAAGCCUUUAUCGAAGAAAAUUUGCCGUUUCAUACUCAAACGCUGGAAGACAGCGUGUGCAACGUCGAAGACGAGUGCGUUACGAUCAAGCAAAUUCUUACCAACAGCGAGUUUGUUGUUUUAACGGAGAACGUAGAACCGAUAAUUCAGUACUUAGCGGAACUUAAUACGAAGCUCAGCGAGAUUCAGGCAAGUGAAACGCAGCUGACCAAAUAUGCGAAACUGUUUGAUCGGCCUCCAAUCGACUGGUCUACUCUCAAAGAAAUGAGGAGCUUGGUUUUUGUCCGCCGUGAAGCUUGGACACUCUUAGACACGUUUAUGAAACAAAGAGAAAUGUGGUUUAAUAGUCCUGUUAGAGAACUGGACACAGCUGCCAUGGAGGAUGAAGUCAACCAACUCAUAAGGCGCACCGGUGCUCUGAACAGACAGGUCCAGGAAAAGGAAUAUGAAGAUGAAGUGGGGCAGCAUCUUUUAACUGAACUUCAAGAACUCAGAGCGAUUAUGCCCGUUAUUCACGAUUGUGGUAACAAACACAUGACUGAUAGCCACUGGAAUAUUGUUUUGAGGGAGGCCACUGGUUCGGAUAAUCGCUAUCACGAAGGUUUGAGUUUGCGGAACUUGCAAGACCUAAAUAUUCUUGAAUACAAGGAGGUACUAUCUGAGCAAGUCGGGCUAGCAACCGGUGAGUGGAAGAUAUCCAAUGACCUGGACAAAAUUAAACAGACAUGGAACGGGAUUUCGUUCACCACCAAACCUUACAGAAACCGUGACGGUGUUUUCAUAUUGGAUGCUCUAGAAGAUGUAAUCCAGCAACUGGAUGAUAAUCAAGUUGAACUUCAGACGAUAAUGGCUUCACGAUUUGCUGCACCGGUUCGCGACCGUGUGGAGGAAUGGAUUCGCAACCUUCGACACGUAGGUAAUGUUAUGGAAGAGUGGACUAACCUUCAAAAGAACUGGAUGUAUCUUGAAUUUAUUUUUUCUUCAGACGAUAUCAAAGCCCAGCUUCCUGAAGAAAGUAUGCAGUUCAGCUCGGUGGAUACCUUGUUGUGUCUGCUGACAAUGAAGGCACAUAACGACAAGAACGUUUACCAGAUAUGCACCGAGAACGGUGUGCUGGAGCAACUGCAGCAAGCUAAUUUGAAUAUUGAUUACAUUCAGAAGAAACUGGAAGAGUGUCUCGAGACGAAGCGUGCUGCGUUUCCUCGGUUCUACUUCCUCUCAAACGACGAACUGUUGUCAAUUCUUUCCGACGUGCGUAAUCCCAAGGCAGUGCAACCGCAUCUCACCAAAUGCUUUGAUUCGAUAGCAUCCCUUAUUUUUUCGGGGGAUACAUACAGCGAAAUUUCGGGGAUGAUGUCUGGAGAUGGAGAAGAAGUUGAAUUUGAGAAAGUUGUGUAUCCUAUUGGCAAUGUAGAGAAGUGGUUGUGCCAGAUCGAGAGUAUGAUGAGAGCCUCGUUGCUUAUGCAUAUGCGUAAGACAGUUGAGGCGUAUACCCCAGAGGCACGUGAAACCUGGUUUUUUAACCACCCUGCGCAGUGUAUUCAGGCGGUUGAUAUGGUUGUGUGGACCCAAGAAGUCGAAGAGGCUAUAAGGGCAGGCUCAUUACUGGAGUAUCACGAACAUUACCAGCAACAAAUUUUUCAGACAGUCAAUUUGGUGAAGGGGUCCCUAACUAAGUUGCAACGGACGCUUGUUUGUACACUAAUUGUGCUUAACGUGCACAAUCGUGACAUCGUGUAUACUCUUCAUGAGAGCAGUGUGACUUCUCUCAGUGAUUUUGCCUGGGCUCAGCAACUGCGUUAUUAUUGGGAGGCUACUGACUCUGUGAAAUCUGGCAUGAGCGUUGGAAUCCACCACUGCGAUGCUCAUCUGUGGUAUGGUUAUGAGUAUCUUGGGAAUCAACCGCGUCUUGUAAUUACCCCGCUGACCGAUCGUGCAUUUCUGACAUGUACCAGCGCUCUGGCAAUGAAUCUUGGAGCCGCUCCCCAGGGACCUGCGGGUACAGGCAAAACCGAGUCGGUGAAGGACUUGGGGAAAGCGUUGGCCCGACAAGUUGUUGUUUUUAACUGUUCUGAUGGUAUCAACUACAAGACUAUGUCUCGUAUGUUUGCUGGGUUAGCGCAGGCGGGUGCAUGGGCGUGCUUUGACGAGUUCAACCGUAUUGAACUAGAGGUGCUCUCUGUGGUGGCGCAGCAGAUGUUAGAUAUUACUAGUGCUCUUGCGCAACGCCUAGAAAGCAUGAGCUUUGACGGGCAUAUGAUCAAACUGAGCAGGAAUUUCGGUGUUUUUAUCACCAUGAACCCUGGUUAUGCAGGUCGUACCGAGCUUCCAGAUAACCUGAAAGCCCUGUUUCGUCCCAUCUGCAUGAUGAUCCCCGAUUACGCUCUUAUUGCUGAAAUCAUGUUUUACUCUGAAGGAUUUAAGGAUGCGCGGACACUGGCGCGCAAGAUGGUGCAGUUGUACAAGUUAAGCUCCGAGCAGUUGUCAAAGCAGGAUCACUACGACUUUGGUAUGCGUGCGGUAAAGUCUAUUCUCGUUCUUGCUGGAGGUCUUAAGCGGCAACAUCCGAACGAUGAUGAAGAUAUGCUUUUGAUUAGAGCAAUGCGGGACGCCAAUGUUCCCAAGUUUCUCCGUGACGACACCAUACUUUUCAUGGCUCUUAUUAAGGAUCUCUUUCCCACUGUAAAGAUCGAGGAGACCCAGAGUGACCUCUUAGUUCGCUACGUGCGGGAAGAUAUGGAGAAAAAAGGGUUGCAGGUGGUCGAAGGGUUGAUAACAAAAACAUUGCAACUUUACGACACACUCGUUGUACGUCAUGGUGUAAUGCUUGUUGGUCAAACUUUUAGCGGGAAGUCGACUAUCAUGCACGUUGUUCAAGGGGCUCUGACACAAAUUAAAGCAGACGGGCACGAUCCAGAGGGCAACAUUCCGCUUUUUAACACCAUUCACAUUCACCUUUUAAAUCCAAAGUCUGUUACAAUGGGUGAGCUUUACGGCCAGGUGAAUGAAAUCACACGCGAAUGGACGGACGGUAUUAUUAGUAACAUUGCAAGGACCAUUACAAGAGUUGCGCAGGAACUUCCUGAUCGUCAGUGGAUUGUUUUCGACGGACCUGUCGAUGCUAUUUGGAUUGAAAAUAUGAACACAGUGUUGGAUGACAACAAGUUGCUGUGUCUUUUUAACGGUGAGCGCAUCAAACUUCCAAGCACGGCAACUUUUAUGUUUGAAGUUCAGGAUCUGGCAGUUGCGUCACCCGCAACUGUGUCCCGCUGCGGUAUGGUGUUCACGGAACCGUUUUAUGUGGACGGUGGACGUGGGUGGAUUCCCCUAGCAAAGAGUCUUGUGACCAAAAAAGCUUCCAUGUUUCCUAGAUUUCGAGCGGACCGCGUAAGUGAGCUGCUGGAGCGCUUCCUCCCCAUGUCCCUUGACUUCAUUCGUAAAGAGUGUCGGGAGUGGAUUGGGUCUGUUGAUGCCCAGUUAGCAGUAUCGUGCAUCGAACUGCUUGCUGCGUUCAUGAAAACUAUUGAUGAAGAGGACCUACUGCCACCACUGCUUCGUACGAAGGAAGCGAAACCGCAAAACGAUGACGUGUAUCUCUUACCUGAGACGACAUACUCGGGCGUCAAGCUGGUGCCGAGUGAGCCAGAGGAAUUUAAGGCCCCUGAGAUCGCGUAUGAGCAAGUAUCUGCGGAUGAUGAAACCUUGCUUGACAUGUACUUUUUAAUGUCGUUUGUUUGGUCAGUGGGGGGUAACCUUCGGGAUGACUCUCGUGAACGCUUCAGUGCUUUUGUCAAGAAGCACUUUGAGGAGUUGCUUCCAGGAAAGAUCGCGGCUGAUGAUGGUAACAGCGUUUACGACUACGUUGUGCACAAAGCAUCGAUGAGGUUUGUCACGUGGCGUCAUCUGGUGCCCACUUUCUGUUUCAGCCCGGAGUUGCCGUACUUCGAUCUCAUUGUACCCACCGCGGAGACAGUCAGCGUCAUAACUCUCUUUGGAGUUCUUGUUGCAAACUCACGGCACGUUUUACUGAACGGUGUGACUGGAACGGGAAAGUCGCUGGCUGUUAUGGACUUUGUAACCGGUACGUUGCGUGGAGACGAUCCAGAGGGUCCGUGGGAAUAUUUCGACACUGUACUCAGCGCGCAGAGUAGAGCUCGUGAUAUUGAAGACAGGUUGGACGGCAAGUUAUAUAAACUACGCAGUAAUGCAAUUGGUCCCAAACCCGGGAAACGCGCUGUUUUCAUCGUGGACGAUUUGAAUAUGCCGGCACUGGAGAGGUACGGUGCAUCACCGCCACUGGAGCUCUUGCGGCAACUCAUCACACAGGGGGGUUUUUAUGACAAGCGGAAGUCCCCUGCUACGUUCAAAGAGGUGCACGAUGUUGUCUUUCUUACUGCAUGUGGUGUACCAGGUGGCGGCAGGAAUGAAAUGACAAAAAGGCUAACAUCACGAUUCCAUCUUCUCUGUCAACCGAGUUUUAGUGACCACUCCAUCCGCCGUAUAUUCGGGUGUAUUCUGCACGGUUUCCUUUCGGCUUGGGAGCAACCAGAUGUGAACGCGCUUUCGAGCGUUCUCGUCGAGGCGAUUAAAGAGUGCUAUUACCUUAUUAGUACGGAGAAGCUCCCCACGCCGAAGCGGUCCCACUAUACGUUUAACUUACGCGAUUUUAGCAAAGUUGUACAGGGCAUUAUGCAGGUGUCGCCGACAAGUGCUCCAACUCGUGAGAUACUGCUUAAUGUUUUCGUGCACGAAGUGAGUCGUGUUUUUCAUGACCGUAUGAUUGACGAUGGGGACAGACGUUGGUGGUGGAAAACUCUAAGCGGCGUAUCACAGAGAGUACUAAAGAUGAACUGGGACCCGCGACUUGAGAAUGUCAUUUUCGGUGACUACAUGCGACGAGACCGUUCGCAGUAUGCCGAAAUCCAAACAGGAGAGGGCCUUAUUGAAGUACUGCGCGAAUACCAAAACGGCUAUAAUAUUGAGUCCAACGGCACGUGCGAACUAGUCUUCUUCAAGGACGCUAUACACCAUAUCUCACGUAUCUGCCGUAUUUUUCGCCAACCCCGUGGCCACGCGCUUCUUGUGGGUAUGGGUGGGACGGGACGUCAGUCUCUCUGUAAGCUGGCGGCGUUCAUGUGCAAUCUGGCGGUGCACGAGGUCACUAUUACAAGGAGUUUCAACAUGGCAGAGUUUAGGGAACGGUUGAAAGGGAUACUCAUGGAAAGCGGCUGUAAGGAUAAUCCUUCAGUCUUCUUCCUCACUGACAACCAAAUUGUACAGGAGGAAAUGCUAGAAGAUGUCAACAACCUCCUCAAUACCGGCGAGGUACCGGGACUUAUGCAGAACGAGGAUAUCGAUCAAAUAGUCGAAGCUGUGCGGCCCCUUGCAUCCGCUGCUGGCAAGAAAGAGGCUCGCAACGCUAUAUUUUCUCACUUCGUUACACUUUGCCGUAAUAAUGUACAUGUUGUGCUGGCGCUCUCCCCCGUUGGUGAGCCCUUCCGACGCCGUCUGCGUAUGUUUCCGUCACUAGUCAACUGCUGCACAAUUGACUGGUUCGACCAGUGGCCCGCAGAUGCUCUGCAUUCUGUAGCUCAGCACAUUUUUAGUGAGCUGCCGCUGGAUGAGGAAAUGAAGAACGGUCUCAUUAAACUUUGCGUGUCCAUUCACAUCGACGUGCAGAACCGGUCAGAGGAGUUUUUUGAGGAGCUGCACCGUCGCAACUACACCACUCCCAGUUCGUAUCUUGAGCUCCUGAAUUGCUAUCAUCAACUCCUCUCGGAGCAGGAGGAACAGACAAUAGCGCAGAUGAAGCGCUACCAGGCCGGUCUUGAUAAACUGCAAAGCACCCAGUGUACCGUUGAUGAGAUGAAGGAGCAGCUCGUACAAAUGCAGCCAAAGUUACUCCAAGCUGCACAGGACACUGAAGAGAUCAUGACAAAAGUGAAAUUAGAGCAAGAAAGUGCGCAGGUGGUGCGAACGGAGUGCUCAAAAGAAGAGGAGGCAGCUAUGGCGAUUCGCCGUGAAGCCGAUGGUAUUCGUGCUGAGUGUCAGGCUGAGCUUGACAAGGCGCUACCCAUCCUGCGCGCUGCGGAGAACGCGCUUGCGGAGCUUCGACCUGACGACAUUCGUGAAGUAAAGAGUUUCCAAAAGCCUGCAGCGCGUGUUGUUCUCGUUCUCGAAGCUGUGUUGAUACUUUUAGGCGAGCGUGACCUCAGUUGGGAUCGUGCCAAGCUCGUUAUGGGUCGGAUGGACUUUAUCAAGGAUUUACAGAACUACAAAAAAGAUGAAUUAACUGAGCGCACAAUACGAUCUAUCCAAAAGUACGUAAACAAUCCUGAAUUUCAGCCCCAAGAGGUGGCGAAGAGUUCGAAAGCCUGCAAGUCACUCUCUAUGUGGGUGCUAGCGAUCAACAAUUAUUAUGAAGUCGUGAAGGUUGUGGCGCCGAAGCGGGAACGCUUAGCGGAGGCUGAGGCUAAAUUAAGCGUGGCUACAGCAACACUUCGCGAAGCACAGGAUCGGUUAAAAAGUAUCGAGGACAAAAUCAACGGAUUAAAGCGAGACAUGCAAGAGAAUAUUGAAAAGAAAAAUAAGCUUGAGGCGGACAUUGCGCUGACGAAAGCACGUCUCAACCGAUCAGAGCAGUUGAUGAGCGGCCUCUCGCGAGAGCAAGAUCGGUGGCACAGCUCCAUUACCUUUUUGCAAGAUGAGAAAUUGGGGUUACCCGGAAAAGUUGCAUUGGCUGCAGGAUGUAUCGCAUACCUUGGCCCUUUCACAGGACCCUACCGUAAGCGCAUGCUCACUGCGUGGUGGGAAAACUGCAAGGAAUUUGGUGUACCCAUCGGCAACAGCGUGUUCGAUUUGACCACCUUAGUAAGCCCUGCCAAGGUGAGUUCGUGGAGUGCCGCAGGUCUUCCACAAGACCCAGUCAGCACUGAGAAUGGCGUCAUCGUUACCAAGUCUAAGCGAUGGUGCCUCUGUAUUGACCCACAGGGACAGGCAUGUGCUUGGAUACGGGCCAUGGAGCGGGAGAACAACCUUCGUACGAUUAGGCUCAGUGACCCAUCGUAUAUGCGGACCUUGGAAAAUGCCAUCCGAGUCGGCCUGCCCGUGUUGAUAGAAAAUGUGGAGGAAACUGUGGACGCUGCACUCGAUCCUGUUCUGUUGAGACAGACGUACCGCUCUCAGGGUAGGUUGUUGCUGAAGCUAGGUGAUGUGGAGAUUGAUUAUGAUCCGGGUUUUAGAAUGUACAUGACAAGCAAACUACCCAACCCACACUAUUUACCCGAAUUGCAGAUUAAAGUGACCGUUAUUAACUUUACUGUGACCCAAGGAGGUCUUGAAAACCAGUUGCUAACCGAUGUGGUAAGGUACGAAUGUGCGGAACUGGAAGCCAAAGCCAGCAACACUCAGAAGGACAUUUCCGACGGCAAGACUCAACUGAAGGCGAUUGAAGAUCGUAUUCUCCACCUCCUGACGUCUUCCACUGGAAAUAUUCUUGACAACGAACCACUUGUCCGUACCCUUAGUGAGGCAAAGGAUACGAGUGAAGCGGUCACAGAGGCACUCAAUCUGGCAGAGCAGACGCAAAAAGACAUUGAGGUGGCUUGCAACCGAUAUAGGCCAGUGGCGACGCGAGGUGCCGUCAUAUAUACGGUUCUUUCACAUCUUGCGAGAGUUGACCAUAUGUACCAAAUUUCCCUUGAUUUCUUCAAGCAGCUUUUUGUGAAGUCGAUGCAUCGUACCGAAAAGGUAAGCGACGUGGACGAGCGUGUUGCCAUUCUUCUUCCGGCGGUGACACUUGACUCCUACCGUACUGUGUGCCGUGGAUUGUUCGAGAGGGACAAACCCCUGUUUGUCGCGUUAAUAUUCUCUGAGAUCUAUCGACAGGAGGGGAUUAUUAGUGAUGCUGAGUGGGAGUUUUUGCUUAAAGGUAGCGAGGGUCGAUCCCUUGUUGAUAUAGAUAACGAUAGUUGGCCUGUGUGGAUGACUGAAGCGGCGUGGAAUGAGCUCACGGCGCUUUCCAUGGCCUUACCAGAGACAUUUGGUGAUAUUAAGGAUACUAUAUACGAUAAUGAAGAUGAUUGGUCCACGUGGUUCGAAAGUGACACAGCUUACGAGUGGUUUCCUUCCACCACACAAGGGCUCACCCUGUUCCAGAAGGUUCUCGUGCUGAAGGCAUGUCGCGAGGACCUGACAAGCCACGGCCUGUCGAUUGUCUGCUCUCAUUAUCUGGGGAAAGUAUUCACCGAAAGCCCUGCUUUCGACCUGGAGGCAUGUUUUGCCGACAGUUCGCCGACGGCGCCUAUAAUUUUCGUCCUUACGGCAGGUAUUGACCCUACUGUUCUUUUCACAGAGUUUGCGGAGCGCAAAGGUUUCGCCGAAAAGAAACUUGUCCUGUCGUUGGGUCAAGAUCAAGGACCAAAGGCCGAGGAGAUGAUUCGGAGAGGGAGCAAAGAUGGUUGGUGGGUUUACCUGCAGAACUGUCACGUGUAUGAAUCAUGGAUGUCUACACUGGAGCGCUGUGUCGAAAAACUGCACAUUUCAACUACACUUCACAGUGACUUCCGACUUUGGCUCACGACAAUGCCAACACGGAGCUUCCCGGUGCUCCUGCUGCAGUCUGGUGUAAAGGUAGUAAAGGAGCCACCGAAGGGCCUCAAAGCGAAUAUACGCGAUAGCUUCUGUAAUGAGGUGACCCCUGCGUUGUGGGACGGCCGACCUGAAAACCCAACAACGUGGCGUCGUCUGCUUUGUUCACUUGCAUAUUUCCACGCAGUUAUCCAGGAAAGGCGUAAGUUUGGGCCACUAGGGUGGAAUAUCCCUUAUGAGUGGAAUCAAUCGGAUUUCUCGGCAAGUUUGCAUACACUUCAGGUUUACGUGCCAACUGGUGUGAGUGAGAGUGUGCCGUGGAGCGCCCUUCGUUAUAUGGUUGGCACCAUAAACUACGGUGGGCGCGUAACUGAUUUCUUGGAUUCCCGCGCACUAGUUAAUAUCCUCGACGCGUUUUUUAACGAAAACGUGCUUCAACCCGGGCAGUUUAACAUCACCUCUGACGGUGUUUACUGCAUUCCGGAGGAUGUCGAGUCUCUCGACGCAGUAAAGGAGUAUUUAGCUGAUCUUCCUGCCUUCGAGAGUCCAGAACUCUUUGGAAUGCACUCUAAUGCUGACAUAGCAUGCAACCGUACAACGGCAAGAAACCAACUGGCAGUUAUGCUCUCCGUCCAACCACGCACGAAGGGGACGGCGGGACGAAGCCCAGAGGAUAAAGUACUUGAGAUGGUUAGUGAGUUCCAGACUCGCUUACCGGAGGCGAUCGACAAGACUAAAGCCCACCCCGACACGUACCAACUAACAGAGGGCGGUGUUAUGAUUUCACUCGGCACCGUGGUAAGCCAGGAGAUUGAUGUGUUCAAUUCGAUUAUCAGGAAGCUGGAAGCAACCCUUUUGGAGCUUAAGCGAGGUAUUAAGGGGGAAGUUGUCAUGUCGGCGCGGCUUGAGAGCAUGUUCGACGCAUGCCUUCUUGGUCAGGUUCCUCAAAUAUGGCAUGAGAACAGCUAUCUAUCACGAAAGCCAUUGGCAUCAUGGUUUCAGGACACACUGCUGCGCGUCGAGUUCUUUCGUGACUGGAACGACAAUGGUAUGCCUAUGAGUUUCUGGAUUUCUGGUUUCUUCUUCCCCCAGGGUUUCCUUACCGGUGUGUUGCAGGCUCACAGUCGUGAAAACAUGAUACCUAUUGAUGAUAUUCGUUUCCGCACAAAUGUGACACGUUAUGAAGUAGUGGAGGACAUUGUCAACACACCCAAGGCGGGUGUGCUUAUCCACGGCCUCUUUCUCGAAGGGGCCCGCUUCACUUUUGAGGGGAUGUCGCUCUGCGAGAGCAACCCUCGGGAGCUGUACACAUCCAUGCCGUUGAUCAACCUCGAACCACAACGGUUAAAGGAUCAAGACAAAUCGAAGCCGGUAUAUGAGUGUCCGGUGUACAAGACGUCCGCCCGUGCCGGUGCCCUAUCAACGACUGGUUUGUCUACGAACUACGUUAUUUCCCUCGACCUCAGUCCGGGUUCGUCUCCACCAGAACAUUGGAUACGACGGGGCGUCGCGCUACUCUGCAUGCUAGAUGAUUAA
Molecule: messenger RNA, 12339 nt
Organism: Trypanosoma brucei brucei TREU927
Lineage: Eukaryota; Euglenozoa; Kinetoplastea; Trypanosomatida; Trypanosomatidae
Gene: Tb927.7.920
Product: dynein heavy chain, putative
Exons: 1
Coding region: 1-12339 (4112 amino acids)
Biological process (GO): microtubule-based movement
Cellular component (GO): dynein complex
Molecular function (GO): minus-end-directed microtubule motor activity; ATP binding; dynein intermediate chain binding
Source: RefSeq, a predicted model, not a curated record